CCCGCUGGGGUGUGGGCUCGGGCCCGGGCUCCGCUCGGCUCCCUCUGCUCGCGAACCCGCGCCGGCGCCGGCUGGGGCUGCCCGGGAUGAUGACGACCCCCGUGAGCCUCUUCCCCUCCGGGGACGACCUGGACUCCAGCCAGUUACAGAUGGAGCCCGAUGAAGUGGACACUCUGAGGGAGGGAGAGGACCCAGCUGACCGGAUGCACCCCUUUCUGGCCAUCUACGGCCUUCAGCCUCUGAAAAUGCACCCCUUGGUGUUCGCCACUGGGGUCCCUGUCACAGCCCAGGUGGUGGGCACUGAAAGAUACACCAGUGGAUCCAAGGUGGGAACCUGCACUCUGUAUUCGGUCCGCUUGACUCAUGGUGACUUUACCUGGACAACCAAGAAGAAAUUCCGUCACUUCCAGGAGCUGCAUCGGGACCUCCUGAGACACAAAGUCUUGAUGAGUUUGCUGCCUCUGGCUCGCUUUGCCGUUACCCAUCCUCCAGCCCAAGAGACAGGCAACAGAGAGAUGCCCUCCCUUCCUCGAGCAGGUCCUGAAGGCUCUGCCAGACAUGCAUCCAGCAAACAGAAAUACCUGGAGAAUUACCUCAACUGCCUCUUGACCAUGUCUUUUUACCGCAACUACCAUGCCAUGACAGAGUUCCUGGAAGUCAGUCAACUGUCCUUUAUCCCGGACCUUGGAUGCAAAGGACUGGAGGGGAUGAUCCGGAAGCGCUCGGGUGGCCACCGUGUUCCUGGCCUCACCUGCUGUGGCCGGGACCAAGUUUGUUACCGCUGGUCCAAGAGGUGGCUGGUGGUGAAGGACUCCUUCCUGCUGUACCUGUGCCUCGAGACCGGCGCCAUCUCAUUUGUUCAGCUCUUUGACCCUGGCUUCAAGGUGCAGGUGGGGAAAAGGAGCACAGAGGCCCGGUAUGGGGUCCGGAUCGACACCUCCCACAGGUCCCUGAUUCUCAAGUGCAGCAGCUACCGGCAGGCGCGGUGGUGGGCCCAGGAGAUCACUGACCUGGCCCAGGGCCCGGGCAGAGACUUCCUGCAGCUGCACCGGCAUGACAGCUACGCUCCACCCCGGCCUGGGACUUUGGCCCGGUGGUUUGUGAAUGGGGCAGGUUACUUUGCUGCCGUGGCAGAUGCCAUUCUGCGAGCUCAAGAGGAGAUUUUCAUCACAGACUGGUGGUUGAGUCCUGAGAUUUACCUGAAGCGUCCGGCCCAUUCAGAUGACUGGAGACUGGACAUUAUGCUCAAGAAAAAGGCGGAGGAGGGUGUCCGUGUGUCUGUACUGCUGUUCAAGGAAGUGGAGUUGGCUCUGGGCAUCAACAGUGGCUAUAGCAAGAGGGCUCUGAUGCUGCUGCACCCCAACAUAAAGGUGAUGCGCCACCCAGACCAGGUGACGUUGUGGGCCCAUCAUGAGAAGCUCCUGGUGGUGGACCAAGUAGUGGCCUUCUUGGGGGGGCUGGACCUUGCCUAUGGCCGCUGGGAUGACCUGCACUACCGACUGACUGACGUUGGGGACUCCUCUGAAUCAGCUGCCCCACAGCCUCCCACCCUGUGCUCAGACUCUCCAGACACCCCAGACCUCUCUCACAACCAACUCUUCUGGCUGGGCAAGGACUACAGCAAUCUUAUCACUAAGGACUGGGUACAGCUGGACCGGCCUUUCGAGGAUUUCAUUGACAGGGAGACUACACCCCGGAUGCCUUGGCGGGAUGUUGGUGUGGUUGUCCAUGGCCCACCCGCCCGGGACCUUGCCCGGCACUUUAUCCAGCGCUGGAACUUCACCAAGACUACCAAGGCUAAGUACAAGAUACCCAUGUAUCCCUACCUGCUGCCCAAGUCCACCAGCACCGCAAACCAGCUCCCCUUCAUGCUCCCAGGGGCGCAGUGUGCCACUGUGCAGGUCUUGCGGUCAGUGGACCGCUGGUCAGCGGGGACUUCCGAGAACUCCAUCCUCAAUGCCUACCUGCACACCAUCAGGGAGAGCCAGCACUUCCUCUACAUUGAGAAUCAAUUCUUCAUUAGCUGCUCAGAUGGGCGGACGGUUCUGAACAAGGUGGGCGAUGAGAUUGUGGACAGAAUCCUGAAGGCCCACAAACAGGGGCAGUGCUUCCGGGUCUAUGUGCUUUUGCCCCUGCUCCCCGGUUUUGAGGGUGACAUCUCCACCGGUGGUGGUAACUCCAUCCAGGCCAUUCUGCACUUCACUUACAGGACCCUGUGUCGUGGAGAAUAUUCAAUCCUACAUCGCCUCAAAGCAGCCAUGGGGACCGUGUGGCGGGACUAUAUAUCCAUCUGUGGGCUUCGCACACACGGAGAGCUGGGCGGGCACCCAGUCUCAGAGCUCAUCUAUAUCCACAGCAAGAUGCUCAUUGCGGAUGACCGGACAGUCAUCAUUGGCUCCGCGAACAUCAAUGACCGGAGCUUGCUGGGGAAGCGGGACAGUGAGCUGGCCGUGCUGAUCGAGGACACAGAGAUGGAGCCAUCCCUCAUGGGUGGUGUGGAGUAUCAGGCGGGCAGGUUUGCCCUGAGUUUGCGGAAGCAUUGCUUCAGUGUGAUUCUUGGGGCAGAUGCCCGGCCAGACCUGGAUCUCCGAGAUCCUGUCUGUGAUGACUUCUUCCAAUUGUGGCAAGACACAGCAGAGAGCAAUGCCAACAUCUAUGAGCAGAUCUUCCGCUGCCUGCCGUGCAACGCCACACGCUCCCUGCGGGUACUCCGGGAGUACGUGGCCGUGGAGCCCCUAGCCAUGGUCAGCCCUCCCUUGGCCCAGUCUGAGCUCACCCAGGUCCAGGGCCACCUGGUCCACUUCCCCCUCAAGUUCCUAGAGGAUGAGUCUUUGCUGCCCCCCCUGGGUAGCAAGGAGGGUGUGAUGCCCCUAGAAGUGUGGACAUAGCUGUGGCUCCACCCAGGAGAGAUCACCAGCCACUGGGCUCCGCUGAAUCUGGCCCCCUGCCUCCCAACUCUGAGGACUGAGGGCACUGCCCUUUGAGACCUGGGGGAGCAAGCAUCCAUGGAGGGGAUUAGAGAAGUCACAGAGGGCCCUUUCUUGAGAAGAGCCGAAAAGGACACUCCCAACCCUGGGCCGGGGAGGCAGAGAGGGCCUCAGAGAAGUUCAUCCUCCCCACUGCCCAGUUCAAACCACUGCCUCAGAGGAGAAGCAUAUCUCCUGCCAGGAUGCCUGGGACAAGCCUCUUACUCCAGAAGGAGUGGGCUCUGCCCUGGGUCUUCCCCAUCUCUCCCUUCUUCCUCCUGCCCUGGAACCCCCUCCCUGCCCCAGGGUCUCUCCCAGCCCAUUGCUGCUAGGGUAGAGGGAAGGACGAAGCCAAGCCACUCCUCGCUUCAGCUCCCACCGUGGGGAGGGGUUGUAGUGGGGGGUAAACACUAACUCCCUCCACCAGCCUGCUGACAGACACUAACUUUGUAUCAAUUCAAUAAGCAUUUCAUAAAUAAAAGCAUAGAAAAGGUC
Ceratotherium simum simum (southern white rhinoceros) is the source of this 3461-nucleotide messenger RNA. The record is from RefSeq and is a predicted model, not a curated record. NCBI's taxonomy places the organism in Eukaryota, Metazoa, Chordata, Mammalia, Perissodactyla, Rhinocerotidae.